UUGACUAUUAUAUCACAAGACUGCUAGUUGCUUAAUGCUAGUUGUGACAUCACAUGGUGACAUCACCUAAUAAACAAUGCUCAAGGUUCUAUAUCAUCCAACUUCCCAGAACCAGGCAACCCUCCAAUGACCAACAAUGGAAUACCUAGUAAGUGGCUGGAAGAGUACGCCAACAACGUGACCAAACUUAUCUUUGCGUCUGCCUAUAGCAUGAUGGACGACGCUGCCAUCCUUAAAAAAAGAGGCUACAUAAUGGGAGGAAAUUUGGGAGAAGGCUCUUAUGCCAAGGUGAAAUCGGCCUUUUCGGAACGGCUGAAAUUUGACGUGGCAGUAAAAAUCAUAGACAGGAAGAAAGCUCCGCUGGACUUUCUGGAGAGGUUCCUUCCGAGGGAAAUAGACAUCUUAGCCAAAGUGAACCACCGAUCCAUCAUAAAGACCUAUGAGAUCUUCGAGACGUCAGAUGGCAAAGUCUACAUCGUGAUGGAGUUGGGAGUCCAGGGGGAUUUGCUGGAGUUCAUUAAGAGCAAAGGGGCAAUGCCCGAAGACAUUGCCAGGAAGAUGUUCCGCCAGCUAUGCGCCGCUAUAAAAUACUGCCACGAUUCUGACAUUGUCCACCGGGACUUGAAAUGUGAAAACCUGCUUCUGGACAAAGAUUAUCACAUCAAGCUUUCGGACUUUGGCUUCUCCAAACGCUUGACCCGCGAUGAAGACGGCAAAAUUAUCCACAGCAAGACCUUUUGCGGUUCUGCUGCUUACGCCGCCCCAGAGGUGCUGCAAGGCAUCCCCUACGAGCCCAAGAUCUACGAUAUGUGGAGCCUAGGGGUCAUUCUGUACAUCAUGGUCUGCGGCUCCAUGCCUUAUGACGACUCCAACAUUCGGAAGAUGCUGAGGCUGCAAAAGGAGCACCGGGUGCAUUUCCCCAAGUCGAAAAACCUGACCAUGGAAUGCAAAGACCUCAUCUAUCGCAUGCUCCAACCGGACGUCGCCCGGCGGCUCCACAUCGACGACGUUUUGAGCCACGUGUGGAUGCAGCCCCCCAAACCCAAGUGCGUCUCGACGACUUCUGUCAUGAAAAACGGGGAGAGUUCCCGGACUGAGUGCGAUCACAAGCCAAAUCACAAAAGCGAAGUGCAAGUAAGCGGCAAAUCGGAGUCCAAACAGGCUGGACAUUCCCGGCUGGAGGUAGCUGAAGGAGUGGGGAAACUGGGGGAAAUCGUGAAACCAGACAACCUGGCAGACGAUGUAGUGCUGCCCCAGUUUGAGAACACGGAAAUCUGAUACACCUGGAGCAGCAGGUGCCCAUUCACUCAGGCAACAGAGAAUAGGUAGCCCAAAUGCCCAAUCAAAUGGACAAGGUGGUUUCGGGGACGGGAGAAGAUGAGAGAUUAGUGGAGGAAGCAAUCAGAAAAGCAGACUAAAUGAAAAGAAAGUAAAGAGGUUUCUUUAUAAGCACUUUUAUACUUAUAUAUAUAUCGAUACCUAUAAAAGGACACAAUAUUAUUAAAUAUUUUAUACCUUGAUAAAUA
Messenger RNA from Podarcis raffonei (Aeolian wall lizard), 1526 nucleotides. Its product is annotated as testis-specific serine/threonine-protein kinase 2-like. Gene Ontology annotation, cellular component: cytoplasm. Gene Ontology annotation, biological process: protein phosphorylation; intracellular signal transduction; microtubule cytoskeleton organization. Gene Ontology annotation, molecular function: ATP binding; protein serine/threonine kinase activity; tau-protein kinase activity. The record is from RefSeq and is a predicted model, not a curated record. The transcript has a single exon. NCBI's taxonomy places the organism in Eukaryota, Metazoa, Chordata, Lepidosauria, Squamata, Lacertidae. The coding region runs from base 127 to 1278 and encodes 383 amino acids.